UAUCAGCCUUUUAAACCGUCAUGGCGGCAAGAUUAGUUCAGAAUAUUUUUGAUGACUAUCUCAGCUGCCCUAUUUGUUUUAUGAAGUUCAGUGAACCGCGCAAACUACCCUGCGACCAUACAUUUUGUACCGACUGCAUACAGAAACAUAUAGACAAUUCUCUACGUCAAAGAUCUGAUUUCCUUUAUUUUAACUGUCCACUGUGUAGAACUGAGAUCUCUCAACCAAGACGAACUGUCGAUGUUAAUUGUUGGGCGACAUAUUUUCCUGUGGACAACUUGAUACAAGAUUUACUGGGUACGCUAUCAAUCCACGAACGACAACUAACUUCUCAACAAGGCUCAUCAGAAAAACAAAGUUUGCAUAACAAGUGCAAAGUUCAUCUUAAAAACGAUCUUGACGUAUUUUGUUUACACCACCUAUCGUUGAUAUGUAGCAAAUGUGCAAAGAUUGAUCAUAGUUCACGGAAAUGUGAAAUUUUUAAUUUCGAGGAAGCCCACAAAAAGGUAAAACCUAGAGUGGAGGACUUACGAAAGCAACUAUACAAACAGGCGUUAAAAGUGCGAACUUGUGGACAGGUAGACGAAGAAUUCCACAGACAGCGAACUAAAGCCUUAAAAGACGUAGACAAUUUAGAGGACAUCCUAGAAAAAUUCCACGAAAGAUGUGCUCAGCAGUUAGCUAUACAAAGAAGAGAUAUCGAGAAAUUAAAUAGGGAACAUAUUGAGGAGAGGAAAGAUUUUUAUUCUCUUGCUGUUAGUCUCCUAGAAACUGAGAAUAAAGUUGAAAAUUUAUAUGAAACUGCCGACAAGAAGGUAGUUCUAAGCGAACUAUCAUUUAUAACGAAGCAGGUCGAGGAAAAUGAUGACGUUUUAAGGCGACUUUCAUCUACCGUUUCGAUUAGUAACGUUUCUUUUACGAUAAAUAAGGAGUUGCAUGGAUUUUUAAAUAGUUUUACUGUAGUCGGUUUUGUUGACGAAUCGUCAUCAAGUUCUAUUUUGGACGACUUCAAACUACAUCCCGACCAGCCAAAACUCCCUUCUUCUUUAAAAGGUAUUUUAAAUCGAAGAGAAAGUGGACAAGCGAUGGGACAAACGGGUGGAAAGCUGACGACGAAAUUAAAAUUUUCUGGAAAAUUACCCCAGGAAGAAAGAUGUUGGUUGAUUAAAAUACUCGCGCUACCGGAUUCUAGUAUAUGUGUACUCGACAAAGAAAAUGCCAGUCUGAAAAGAUUCAGUAGCAGAGGAGAGCAUAUUACAAAACUGAGUCUAGUAGACAUACCCUACUCUAUGGCUUUGCUCAAACCAAGCAACGAGAUUGUAAUCACCAAACCUGAGAAAGAAAUUCUCGAAUUCGUUACCACUGACUCGAAUCAUCUUUCAGUGCGAAAAUAUAUACAUACACACAAGAAAUACUUCGGAAUUUGUCAAGUUAGCGCACAGGCUAUGGCGGUAUCUUCGUGGUCACAGCGCUGUGUAGAUAUUAUAGAUGAGCAUGGACUUGUACUUACCACGAUAAGCGAAGAUUUUGAAAUUCCCGACAUGCUUUGUUGUAACGGAAAUGCCGAAAUAACUGUUAUUGACAAGGGAAACCGACUCGUUUGUUUUCAACAAACAGGUCAGAUGAAGUGGGUUGCAAGAUGUGAUUAUAUUAUGAACAAUUUGACAGUUUUGGAAAAUGGACAAAUUUAUAUCUGUUGCAAGGAUGCUAAGAAAAUAUGCAGCGUAAAUAGUAAUUCCCCAGAAAAGAAGACUAUUUUGGCACAUGAUAUUGAGGAUCGAAAGCCGUUAGAUAUUUGUAAUGAAAAUUCCCAAAUAUUAAUUGUACUUGAAAACGGAGAUAUAGAAAUUAUGGUAUGACAAGGUAAUUGAAACCCCAAUAGUCUUUUUACACGAAUUACCAAGAGCCAUAUUGGUGCUAUGCACAUUAUUUUGAAAAGAUUCUGAUUGAAAAAUAUUUUGAUAGACCAUUUGGAAUAGCAAAGUCAUUUCUAUACAUAGAAGACAUUUCAUGUACAGUUUUGUAUGUAACCCAAAAUUCAUAAAGAUUAUGUUCAUAUUAUAUAUAUGCACGUCUUAAGUUUUUUUAUGAAAAGAAGGUGUGGAAAAGUAAUUUCAAUGUCCAACCAUCAUUUUGCUACCAUUGGUAUAAAAACUAUACAUUUAAGAAAGUCCUUAUCUUGUCAAAAUAUAGAAAUCUAUCAGCUAACGAAAAUAAUUCACCACUCCCUCAAAACGUGCCAUUUUUGACAGAAAAAGUUGUCAGAAAAAAACUAUGUACAGCUUUUCAAUUGCAUUAAUUAGAUAUAAAAUUAUUCAAGUUUAUUUACUCAAGAAAAAGAUGCACAGAGACAAAGUGCUUAAGUGAUGCCAGAAUAUGUAAUAAGAGUGCACACUAAUAAACACAACAAAUAUUGAGAUUUACCUUGUUUAUUGAAAGGAAUUAAUGAGUCAGAAUAGCAUAUUUGUGUUCCUCGACAUCAUAUUAUUAUUAGCAGAAAUUGGAUGUGUAUAUUCAUUUAAUAUAGACAGCUUUUCGUUUCUUUGUUUAGUACCAUUUUUUUACAUUAAAAUUCAUUUAUGUUAA
Molecule: messenger RNA, 2586 nt
Organism: Mytilus californianus (California mussel)
Lineage: Eukaryota; Metazoa; Mollusca; Bivalvia; Mytilida; Mytilidae
Product: tripartite motif containing 13-like
Exons: 2
Coding region: 21-1859 (612 amino acids)
Biological process (GO): positive regulation of DNA-templated transcription
Cellular component (GO): chromatin; nucleoplasm
Molecular function (GO): ubiquitin-protein transferase activity
Source: RefSeq, a predicted model, not a curated record